Messenger RNA from Penicillium cataractarum, 1269 nucleotides. RefSeq lists its product as uncharacterized. The record is from RefSeq and is a predicted model, not a curated record. The coding region runs from base 1 to 1269 and encodes 422 amino acids. Lineage: Eukaryota; Fungi; Ascomycota; Eurotiomycetes; Eurotiales; Aspergillaceae. The transcript is spliced from 5 exons. Gene Ontology annotation, molecular function: O-methyltransferase activity.
AUGCCAGCCCAGGAAACAGAAAAAGGCCAAUCCUCUGUCGAUGUAUCUAUCGCUACUGAGCCGAAUAACAUCGAAGCGGUUCCCACACUACUGAAUCAGAUUACACAAGCUUUUGAUACCUUUACUACUAGCAAUGUAGGCCGAGAAGACUUACUUGCUAAGUGCCGCACCUUGGUUCAAUCCCUGGAGACUCCCCGAGAGACCAUGAUUUAUCACUGUUGGGCACAGACCGGUGCGAUAGCCGGUCUGAAUUUUGGUGUGGACUCAGGACUAUGGACUCUUAUGGCGCAAAACGGCGACAAGCCACAAAAGGUCGGCGAUUUGGCAGCGAAGCUUGGGGCUGACCGUGUACUUCUUAGUCGCCUGAUGCGACACCUUAGUGCCAUGGGGUAUCUCAUCGAGAUUGAUAUCGACGAGUACAGAUUGACCAACUACACGAGGGCGAUGAGCAUUCCCAUGAUCGGUAAUGGCUACCUCGCCAUGCUCUCCUGUACAAGUGCAGGCCCCAUGAGAUUUCAUGAGUUCUCCCGAAAGCGAGGUUGGGUGAAUCCCACGGAUGCCAGAGACACAGCAAUGAUGUACGCCUACGGAACCAGCAUGGAUACUUUUGCGUGGCAACAAUCUUUGGGUUAUGGCACACACUUUAAUGACCACAUGAGCGGUUACGCCCUUGGUCUCUUGCCUUGGAUGGCACCUAGUUUCUAUCCAGUGAAAGAGAGAUUGAUAGAUGGCGCCAAUACUGACCGAGAGGCUCCGUUUCUCGUCGAUAUUGGCGGUAACGUCGGCCAUGACUUGGAGCUAUUUCACAAACAUUAUCCCAGAGUUCCAGGGGAUUUGAUCCUUCAAGAUUUACCGGUGGUCAUAGGCCAAAUUCGGAACCUAGAUCCGGCUAUUCUCCGUAUGGAGUACGACUUCCAUACGAAACAGCCCGUUAAUGGUGCCCGAGCUUAUUAUAUGCAUAAUUGUUUGCACGACUGGCCAGAUGACGUAUGCGAAAACAUCCUUGCACAAGUUAAAGCUGCCAUGAAGCCCGGGUAUAGCAGGCUAUUAAUUCAUGAGCACGUUAUACCGGAGACAGGUGCCUACUGGGAAGCCACAGCACUCGACAUGGUCAUGUUGACACUCCUGUCUGCUCAUGAGCGUACCCAGAUAGCUUGGUAUAACCUCAUUGAAUCGAGGGCAGGUCUGAAUAUCACUAAGAUUUGGAGGGGUGGAAAGGGCUCCCAGAGUUUGAUUGAAUGUGAACUGCGGCUUAGUGGAGUGAAUUAA